Staurois parvus is the source of this 273-nucleotide messenger RNA. NCBI's taxonomy places the organism in Eukaryota, Metazoa, Chordata, Amphibia, Anura, Ranidae. The record is from the annotation of a GenBank genome assembly.
AUGCAGGGAAGCAUGCGACUGUGGAUGUCUAUGCUGACUAUAUGUCUAUCCUUGCUGAUCUGCUUGGGAACAUUUGCGGAGGCGUACCCAUCAAAACCAGACAAUCCAGGAGAGGAUGCACCAGCAGAGGACAUGGCCAAAUACUACUCAGCACUGAGACAUUAUAUAAACCUCAUAACAAGACAAAGAUAUGGAAAGAGAUCAAAUCCCGAAGCAAUGUUGUCAGAUGUUUGGUGGAGAGAAAGCACAGAAAACAUUCCUCGAUCUCGGUAG